Molecule: messenger RNA, 1086 nt
Organism: Tauraco erythrolophus (red-crested turaco)
Lineage: Eukaryota; Metazoa; Chordata; Aves; Musophagiformes; Musophagidae
Source: RefSeq, a predicted model, not a curated record
GAACACCAAGACACUGUGCUUGGGAAUACAAUGCACACCGUGAUCGCCUUACUGAAUAACAUGGUUGCUAACAAAAGCACAAACAUGAGGUUACUCUUUGAAGAAGGACUGGUUCAUCACAUCUGUAAUCUAAUAGAAACUGUGGCUCUGUACUUGGAGGCAGAUGAUAAAAGCAGCAUCAAGACAGCAAAUGCACUGCUUCUGUCCUUGCUUGACAUUUUGCACUGCAUGCUGAUGUACACAGCAAACAUUGUACGCCAGACUUUACAGGCACAGAAAUCUGGCACAGGAGGGGACACGAAGGCUGCUGAAGACCUUCUGCUUAUCAAUAAACCCCUGACGGACCUAAUUAGCCUGCUUAUUCAACUGCUUCCCAGUGAAGAUACUGACAUAUUUGAGAGUGCUUCACAGUGCUUAUCUUUGCUGGUUCAGCUGUAUGGAGGGAACAAUCAGGAGAGUAUGUCCCCAGAAAACAUGGACAACUUUGCUGAAGUACUGAAGUCCAAAAAAGAUACACGACAACUGAAGCUUUUGUUGAGAAUUAUAAAGAGACUGCCCACAGCAGCUCCCGUGUUACGUGUGAGGCUGCUCUCGGCCAGUGUUGGUGAAGUUGAGCGAGAACUUGAGCUAACCAAUCCUGUGAAGAUAACUUCAAACGAGAAGCGCUCAGAGAGCCUGAAGAAUGAUGGCGAUGCUCUUAUCCAAACUCUAGAGAGUCUGGCCCAAACUGCCAGAAAACCACAUACUACAGGGCCCAAAAUAAACAGCACUCUCUUAUUUGAUACAAGAUGCUCAGUAGACCAAAUUCUAGCUGAUGCCAAUGACGAGUGUGUUGAUGCAUUGGGAGGAAUCCGAGAAGGAUUCAGCCUGGAUCUUGGGGUUGUAAUGGUCUCAGACAUGGAUAAACUGGCAAUGGUCAGGCAAGAGAAGCCUGGGAUAGGUUUCCAAUCCUCCACUCCGCCUGUGCAGCAGGAGGAGGAGACCAGUCAGGUGCUGGGAGAGGGGCGCUGCCUGGAUUGCGAGCUGCUGUCGGGGCUCUCCUGCUGCCGUGUCGCAGCCGGGGAUUGCCAAACUCCUGCUCUGUGA